GGGGCCGGGGAAUGGGCGUGUAGGGAGCAGGGAAGGAAGGAAGGGAACGAGCGAGCGAGGGAGGAGAAGAGCCGGACGGAGAUUCCCGCCCGGCGCCCGAGGUAGCCGCCCCCAUCGGGGUCCCCCUCCGCCGCCUGCGGGCUGCGCGCCCCUUCCAUCCGCCCCAGGGCGCCACCGCCGGGAUGAGCAGCUCGCGGAACAACCGGGUGAUGGUGGAAGGAGUCGGGGCCCGGGUCGUCCGCGGCCCGGACUGGAAGUGGGGGAAGCAGGAUGGCGGCGAGGGCCAUGUGGGCACCGUGCGCAGCUUCGAGAGCCCCGAGGAGGUGGUCGUGGUGUGGGACAACGGCACCGCCGCCAACUACCGCUGCUCCGGGGCCUACGACCUCCGCAUCCUCGACAGCGCGCCCACCGGUAUCAAGCAUGAUGGGACUAUGUGUGAUACUUGUCGACAGCAGCCUAUCAUUGGCAUCCGAUGGAAGUGUGCUGAAUGCACAAAUUAUGACUUGUGCACAGUUUGCUAUCACGGGGACAAGCAUCACUUGAGGCAUCGUUUUUACAGAAUUACCACACCGGGAAGUGAAAGGGUAUUGUUGGAGUCUCGACGUAAAUCAAAGAAAAUUACAGCAAGAGGAAUCUUUGCAGGUGCCAGGGUGGUGCGAGGAGUUGACUGGCAAUGGGAAGAUCAAGAUGGUGGCAAUGGGCGUAGAGGAAAGGUAACUGAAAUCCAAGAUUGGAGUGCGUCGAGUCCACAUAGCGCAGCAUAUGUUCUUUGGGACAAUGGUGCUAAAAACCUUUACAGAGUUGGUUUUGAAGGCAUGUCUGACCUGAAAUGUGUUCAAGAUGCAAAAGGAGGCUCUUUCUACAGAGACCAUUGUCCUGUGUUAGGUGAGCAAAAUGGUAACAGAAACCCUGGUGGUCUGCAAAUAGGUGACCUUGUAAACAUUGACCUCGACUUGGAAAUUGUGCAGUCUUUGCAGCAUGGUCAUGGAGGAUGGACUGAUGGCAUGUUUGAAACUUUAACAACAACUGGAACAGUCUGUGGCAUCGAUGAGGACCAUGACAUUGUAGUACAAUAUCCAAGUGGCAACAGGUGGACAUUUAAUCCAGCUGUUCUCACCAAGGCCAAUGUUGUCCGAAGUGGAGAUGCUGCUCAAGGUGCAGAAGGAGGUACCUCUCAGUUCCAAGUGGGUGAUCUUGUUCAAGUAUGUUAUGACCUGGAGAGAAUCAAGCUUCUUCAGAGAGGUCACGGAGAGUGGGCUGAAGCAAUGCUUCCGACUUUAGGUAAAGUUGGUCGGGUUCAGCAAAUCUAUUCAGACAGUGACUUAAAGGUAGAGGUUUGUGGGACAUCUUGGACCUAUAAUCCAGCAGCUGUCUCGAAGGUGGCAUCAGCAGGAUCUGCUAUAAGUAAUGCAUCUGGUGAGAGAUUGUCCCAGCUAUUGAAAAAACUAUUUGAAACGCAAGAAUCUGGAGAUCUCAAUGAAGAAUUGGUUAAAGCUGCUGCCAAUGGAGACGUUGCUAAAGUGGAAGACUUGCUAAAGAGGCCAGAUGUAGAUGUGAAUGGGCAAUGUGCUGGACACACAGCUAUGCAAGCUGCAAGCCAGAAUGGCCAUGUCGACAUUUUGAAGCUGCUUCUGAAACAGAAUGUGGAUGUAGAAGCAGAGGACAAAGAUGGAGACAGGGCUGUCCAUCACGCAGCUUUCGGUGACGAGGGUGCUGUGAUUGAGGUUUUGCACCGAGGCAGUGCAGAUUUGAACGCUCGCAACAAGCGCAGGCAGACUCCACUCCAUAUUGCUGUCAACAAAGGUCAUCUGCAAGUUGUCAAGACUUUACUGGACUUCGGCUGCCACCCCAGUCUCCAGGAUUCUGAAGGAGACACUCCACUUCACGAUGCAAUAAGUAAAAAGCGUGAUGAUAUACUUGCUGUACUUUUAGAAGCUGGAGCAGAUGUUACUAUCACCAACAACAAUGGGUUUAAUGCUCUUCACCAUGCUGCACUAAGAGGAAACCCGAGCGCAAUGCGUGUGUUGUUGUCCAAGUUACCACGACCAUGGAUUGUUGAUGAGAAAAAAGAUGAUGGUUACACGGCCUUACAUCUGGCAGCCCUCAAUAAUCAUGUGGAAGUGGCUGAACUUCUGGUGCAUCAGGGCAAUGCUAACCUGGAUAUCCAGAAUGUUAACCAGCAAACUGCUCUUCAUCUUGCUGUUGAACGACAGCAUACACAAAUUGUUAGGCUCUUAGUCCGUGCAGGUGCUAAAUUGGAUAUUCAGGAUAAAGAUGGGGAUACUCCCCUGCAUGAAGCCCUGAGACACCACACCCUGUCACAGCUCCGCCAACUCCAAGACAUGCAAGAUGUGGGCAAGGUAGAUACUGCUUGGGAGCCAUCAAAGAACACAUUAAUAAUGGGUCUUGGUACUCAAGGAGCAGAGAAGAAGAGUGCUGCAUCUAUUGCCUGCUUCCUGGCAGCCAACGGGGCUGACCUCGGCAUUCGUAACAAGAAGGGUCAGUCCCCUCUUGAUCUCUGCCCUGAUCCAAGUCUCUGCAAAGCAUUGGCUAAAUGUCAUAAAGAAAAAGUCAGUGGCCAGGUUGGUUCCCGAAGUCCGUCUAUGAUCAACAAUGAUUCUGAAACCUUAGAAGAAUGUAUGGUGUGUUCAGACAUGAAGAGAGAUACUCUGUUUGGCCCAUGUGGCCACAUUGCCACGUGUUCUUUGUGCUCACCACGAGUGAAAAAAUGCCUCAUCUGUAAAGAACAAGUUCAGUCUAGGACAAAGAUUGAAGAAUGCGUAGUAUGUUCAGACAAAAAGGCAGCGGUGCUCUUCCAGCCAUGUGGUCAUAUGUGUGCCUGUGAGAAUUGUGCAAGCUUGAUGAAGAAGUGUGUACAGUGUCGGGCAGUGGUUGAGCGAAGAGUGCCUUUCAUAAUGUGCUGCGGAGGGAAAGGUACAGAAGAUACCGGUGAUGAUAUUUCAAGUGGAAACAUUCCAGUUUUGCAGAAGGACAAAGACAACACUAAUGUCAAUGCGGAUGUACAGAAGCUGCAGCAACAGUUGCAAGACAUCAAGGAACAGACUAUGUGUCCUGUCUGUUUGGACCGCCUGAAGAACAUGAUCUUUCUGUGUGGCCAUGGAACGUGUCAGCUUUGUGGAGACCGAAUGAGCGAGUGCCCCAUAUGCCGCAAGGCAAUUGAACGGAGGAUCCUUUUGUAUUAAACAGGAGCCAGUGUCUUUACUAGGUUGUGAAAGAGUAAGGACAUGUUGAUGGUUUACACCUCUGUAAGUUUAAAAGGCAGUGAAGGGUUCUGGCGAAAACAUUUCUAAUACUGUAGCACAGGUUUGUUACAUAGACAUUGUUUAAAGACUGUGUACACACCAAAUAAAAGAAACAGUAUUUGAACAGUCA
This is a messenger RNA of Pseudopodoces humilis (Tibetan ground-tit), 3393 nucleotides long. RefSeq names its product MIB E3 ubiquitin protein ligase 1 (gene MIB1). Gene Ontology annotation, molecular function: zinc ion binding; ubiquitin-protein transferase activity; protein binding. The record is from RefSeq and is a predicted model, not a curated record. NCBI's taxonomy places the organism in Eukaryota, Metazoa, Chordata, Aves, Passeriformes, Paridae. Gene Ontology annotation, cellular component: cytoplasm. Gene Ontology annotation, biological process: protein ubiquitination; Notch signaling pathway; endocytosis.